UAAGCAAAGUGUGGUCGAAGAGAUGUGGUCUUGUGUCUUUCCAGGAAUGGCAAGUGCUCCUCCAUUCCCAAUUAGCUUCUUGCUUUCUCCUCGCAGCACUGCACAUUUCACUUAUUUCCUCCCAUCACUUCAACAACUUGAAGGAAAAAGGAGCAAUUUCAAGACUUGCCCUUUAUCGCAUUACUCAAUCAAAUGUUCAUCCCCGACUCAGGGAUCUACUGCAGACGAUAGCUUUUUCCAAGAAAACAAAGAAUUAAAUAACCAAGAGAGCAAAGGGUUUUGGAAGAAAUGGAAGGAAAACUCAGCGGAGAUGAGCGCAAAGUUAGCAAAGCUGGGGCUUGCAGCUGUUCUGGCUUAUGGUCUGUUUGAUGGUGUCACAUACACUUGCUUCUUUGUGCUUGCAUUCUUGGGCUAUGAGAAGAGUACUGGGAAUAAUCCUGCUGCAAAUCUCCAAGCCCUCUUGGGGAUUAUAAUCGCGAUGUGGGCGGGAAAUAAUGUGACAAGGCCAUUUAGGGUAGCAGGAGCAGCUGCUUUGGCACCUGCCAUUGACAAAGGACUAAGAAGAAUCCAAAAAUACUUCAACUUUCCAAGUCUUGUAUAUGCUUUUGCUUUAGUAGUUGGUAUAGUUGCUGGGACAUGUUUCACCAUUAUUGGUUUACUCAUCCUCUCAAGAUGGGGACAGUGAAAUUAGCUGGAUAUUUUGUUUGUCAUCUGUCAACGGUUACUUGUGUCAUUGAGAUAGUUUUGAUUUUAUCCUUUUUCGUUUAUACUGUCUUGUUUCCUCAGCAUACGAAAGUAGUAUACUCAUUCUACUUUUAGCUCUUUA
This is a messenger RNA of Nicotiana tabacum (common tobacco), 826 nucleotides long. RefSeq lists its product as uncharacterized. The record is from RefSeq and is a predicted model, not a curated record. NCBI's taxonomy places the organism in Eukaryota, Viridiplantae, Streptophyta, Magnoliopsida, Solanales, Solanaceae.